Molecule: messenger RNA, 2237 nt
Organism: Pollicipes pollicipes
Lineage: Eukaryota; Metazoa; Arthropoda; Thecostraca; Pollicipedomorpha; Pollicipedidae
Exons: 2
Coding region: 266-2212 (648 amino acids)
Source: RefSeq, a predicted model, not a curated record
CAGAGGGGUGCAGAGGCGUGCACUGUGGGACUGCAACUGGACACGCUUUUGGCGGUUCACAGGUGCCGCGACUUCCGUGAGUGCUGCGCUGCCCAGGACGCGGCGCGCGCGCCGCUGCGCCGCCGCCGCCGCCGCCGCUUCCCGAGCGUCAGUCGGAACGCUACCGAAAUAGUCGCCGCCGAUCGACUGGCGGGCGGCCGCGAUAGCCCGCCACGCCACCGGCCCGUCACGUGCGUCACGCGUCACGGCGAUGUGACGCGCCGCCAUGGGCAACACGUUCGUGAGCGCGGCGGCGCCGCCGGCCGCGCCGGACCGGGCCGACGGCGAGGCGCCGGCUAGCGCGGUGCAGAGUCUGAGCAGGCGGCCCGAGCGGGGAAUCCUGAAGUCGGCCCAGCCGCCGCCGCCGCCGCCGGAACACUUCGGCCAGCUGGCGACCAAGUCGGCUGAGCUGUCGGCGCCGCAGGACGAGGAUGAGUCCUACCGGCCGAGAGAUGUCGCCGCGGAGGAGUCGAUUCCGCUGGUGCCGGCCGGCAGAGGGCGCCACGCCGGUCCGGGCACCGCCGGGGCGCCGCGGCCGUCGCCGGUACUGCCGGUCCCCGGGGAGGACAGGAGGACGGCGGGGCCCGGCGAGGACGACUACGAGGCGUUUGACACACCGCUCGGCUCGCUCGAGUCGCCGCGUGGCUCGCAGUCCUCCGAGGACCCGCUGCAGCUGCUGGAGGACCUGGCCGGCUCGCGGCAAUCCAGCCUGGCCGGCGAGACGCCGAGCGAGGCGGGGGCCGAGCGAAGCGCCAGCCUCGACGAGGCGCUGUUCGAGGAGGUACUCCGCGCGGCGGGCUCGCAGGGCAGGCUGGACCGCGCCCUGGCUGACAUGCUGCGGCCUGACCAUGCGCUCCGGCCGGCCCGCGACGCUGCCGCCUUCCGGCGAGGUCUGGUGUUCCAGUUCGACCCGCCGGGGGCGUCCGAUGACGGCCUUCACGCAUGGUCAACCACCUCCGGCGGCGGCGCGUCACCUGGUCGCCGGGCCGACCUCCGAGAAGGAGGGGAAGUCUCCGAGGAGGAGGCCUCUUCCGCCGCCGAAUUGUACCGAAAUAAACGCGCGGCCGGCGGGGGCGGCGCAGGGGCGCCACCAGGCGACGUGACGGGCAGGUUCCCACCAGCGAACGAGACCGCCGGCCGCCGGCCAGAGCCGGGGCCGGAGCCAGAGCCGCCCGGCCACAUGCUGAGACCCGAGCCAGAGCCGCGCGCCGACAAAGAGGAGUCGCCGUUCUACGACAACGUCGACUAUGGCCGGUCAGAGCAGGGCGCGGCUGGACGAAGCCCAGCGGCUGUCCGGCGAGCUGGCUCAGAGCCAGACGUGACGGGACCGCUCGCCGAACAGGUGGCGACGUUAGCGCCUCUGGCGGGCGAAGGCGACGGCUCGGCCAGCGUUAGCCUGCAGCAGAUGGCGCUGGCGCUGGCCGCGAACACCGACGACGAGGACGACGACGAGGCGACGGCGCGGUCCGGCGAGUCCUCGCUGCGGCUGUCCGUGUCCUCGGAGGACUCGGCGCGCACAGAGGACCUGCUGAUAGACGACGCGGCGCGCGACGUCUCGACCGCCGGCUCGCUGAGCGACGGCUCGCUCCGUCUCUCCCUCAUCUCCGACAUUACGGCCGACUCGGCCGGCUGGGACGAGCGUUCGCUGCCGUCCGACGCGUGCCGUGAGCUCAGCGACGAGGACGCGCCGGCCAGCUGGCGCGACGGCGACUCUCUCGCCUCCGACCCGCCGUUCGAGAAGCACCUCGAUGCAGACGCCACGCCGAAGAUCCAGCGCCGACACGAGGUGCUAGCGCUGGCUGAGGUGCACACCCCACCAGUGGCCGGACGACCUCCGCGCUGCCCGGGCCGCCGGAGCCCGGCCGGUCCGGCCGGCGGCUCGCCGGACAGCGGCUGCGCGGCUGACCGCGGACUGGACAGCGGCGCGUCCGGCGCCAGCCACGAGACUUCGGUUGACUCGGGGUUCUCGGCCGCCUCGCGCGCACCGCCGUCGUUCGGUGACGCAUUGGCCGGCGGCGAGGCGGCGGACGGCGAACGUGGCGCGGCCGCGGAGGCCCCGCCGGCGCAGCGCGAGCUCGUGCCUCUCCAGCCGUCGCGGCCAGCUCGCGCGGGACCGACGACGCCGCCGCGCCAGACGGUGACGUACACACACGGGAGUGACGUCACUGAGUGACGUCACUCCUCCCGAGACGCGUCGC